Molecule: messenger RNA, 1221 nt
Organism: Physella acuta
Lineage: Eukaryota; Metazoa; Mollusca; Gastropoda; Physidae
Molecular function (GO): GTP binding
Source: RefSeq, a predicted model, not a curated record
CAGCACACCUGAACUAUGAAAUCAGCAGGCAUGGCGGUUCACAAACCCACAGCACAGGCUACAACACCUAUAAUGUCUUCCAUGACAGUUGUUUUGGUAGGAAAAACCGGCUACGGCAAAAGCCGGACUGGCAACUCUAUCUUAGGCCGUGAAGCUUUUGAGUUGUCCACAGCAAGUUCCGCGGGUACUAAAUUCAACUGCUGUCAUUCUUCUAAGGCAAAGGACGGCUCUCUGAUCAACGUCAUCGACACGCCGGGGUUUUUCGAUCCUCGGUUGAAGGAUGAAACCGAGGAAGUGAGUGCCAGGAAAAACAUGAGACAGGUUAUGGACGCAUGCGCAGACGACGGAAUCGACGCUUUUAUAUUAGUGUUGAGCUGCGACUCCAGGUACAGCAAGGAGGACUGCCAGACCCCGGAGUUGUUGGUGAAAACUUUCGGGAAUGAUUUUUUUGAAAAACAUUGCAUUCUCGUGAUGACUAGGUGGGAUCAAGUCUCAAGCGACUAUCAGUCAUUUGAUAACUGGAUUGACAUGCAGAACGAUUCUUUAAAAGGGCUGUUCAAAAGAUGCAAUGAUCGAUACAUCUUUUUUGAUAACCUUUCAACAGAAGGGAAAGAGAAAAGCAGGGAUAUUUUGUUUGAUAAAGUAAGACAGUUGAAAAAAGAGUUCCCAAAAUAUACUAAAGCAAACUUUUACAACUUAGAUAAGUCUUACAUGCGACAAUGCACACUUCAGUGAAUUCAGUUCUAAAGCCUGAAGGAAAUUUAUGCAAAAUUUAAAUCUACUUACAAUUAGAGAAUACAACAUCCACAAAUAAAUUGUUAUGAUCUUACGUUUAUGACUGUGAUAAAUAUAUCAAAUAAAAAAACGUGAUUUUAUUAUAGAAUAUGUAGAACUUUAUAAUUUUUAGAUUUGUUACAAUAUAUAAAUCGCACUUCUGACCACAGUAUACCAUGAUAUGUCGAUGUCUCUGAAACGAACUCUACUUCAUCUGCCCCGUGUGUCUUGGGCACGAGAGUGAAAAGAUAAUGAUGACUGUGUUUAAAUGCAUUAUUUUUUUGUAACAUUUUUAUAAGAACUCCUUAACAUAAAGGCCCUACAAUGUUUAUCAAAGCCUAAGAAUAUGUAAGCCAAAUGUUUACGAUUUAUUAAAUAGGAUAAGUGCGAUGCUCGCCUUAUUUUGUGUUGUUGGUAAAAACACCUUUAAACACUGGGUUACCCUAC